AUGGGAGAUUAUGAUGAUGAACUUAUGUUAUUGAUGGCUUAUGAAUCUGAUGGUGGAUAUUUCGUAGACUUGUGGUAUAUGGACAUCGGCUUCCCAAUUCUCCUAACUGGUAACAAGCAAUGGCUGAUUAAUUUUGACUAUAGAAAGAGGAUAAAGAUCAUAUGUGUUGAUGAUAAAUAUUUGAAUGUUGGAGUAAUGGGAAAUGUCAAGUUCAUAGUGAAGAAUGGAAAAACUAUUAUGAUUAAGGAUGUUUGGUAUGUUCUUGAAAAAAAAAGAAAACUGAUUAGUGUAGGUCAGUUAAUUGAGAAAGGUUUUUCAAUUACCAUGAAGGAAAAUCUCUUGAAGUUGUAUGAUUCUGAUCAGUAG
Molecule: messenger RNA, 366 nt
Organism: Lathyrus oleraceus (garden pea)
Lineage: Eukaryota; Viridiplantae; Streptophyta; Magnoliopsida; Fabales; Fabaceae
Exons: 1
Coding region: 1-366 (121 amino acids)
Source: RefSeq, a predicted model, not a curated record